CUGAGGUAAACAUAGGAGAAUGGCAUUGUUCGAUCAACCACUUCCAGCAGUAAUUUUGAGAAUUUUGAUUGUAGUAACGUUCUUUUGGAUGGCUAUUCAAGUCAAUGAUUGGGCCGAUGCCAAAUGGGGGAGGCUGAGGUUUUUUCCUGCUAUAGAUUCAAGCUAAACCAAAGACGACCAGUUUUAUUCCUGUAAAUUUUCCAGGAUUUCGACUUUACAAGAAAAUUUGUUAUAGUGAAAACGUAAAUACUAUAACGUGUUAGUUCUAGUUAGGACAGAAUAAAAUAAACAAGAAGAAAAACAAUUACUACCCAGAUAGCCCUUUCAUUAUAGAGGAAACUGUGACAUUCUAGUCAUUUAGGUGCAUCAAUAUGUGCCUGAACAUAUUUGCUCGGGAGUAUUGGUACGCAUUGAAACCAAACAUAUUCCAAAGUCAGAGAAGCGUUGAAUGUAAACAUGUUUUUUGGAUGAACGUUAAGUUUCAAACAUGUUCAACCAAGCUUGAAUGCAUGAACCUGGUCAGUAACACUCAGAAACACAACAUCUUCUACCAAAAGAUCAGAGACAUUCGUUAUAAUUUUGUCAUCGGAGGAGACGGAUGCGUCUACGAAGGAAGGGGGUGGACUACAGCACCAUUGUUGCCGAAACAGUUUGAUGAGUUAAGCAAAGAAAGUUUACUCAUCGGAUUUCUUGGAUUUUAUACAAUUGAUGUUUUACCAGAGCAAAUGAAAGAGGCUGCAAAUCGUCUUAUGAAAAAUGGCGUAAUGGGUAACUUCAUAAGUGAAAACUAUGAGUUCCACGACAUCCUUAAAGAUCUGAAAAAGACUGACGGACAAGGGAACGAUCCACAGCAGACCAGUUGAAGUAGUGUUUUAACACAUAUAGAAAACAUGGGUGGUCUUAUAAAGCAGGCCCAGUAAAAGGAGAGUCAAGGUCUUUGAAAAAAUUAUUUUUCGUCAUACAGCCGUUUUAAUACAUACAUUGUGGGUGUAAAGUAGCUAUUUUAUCCCUAGGGGAAAAACAGCUGUUAACUCAGUUUUAAAUUUCGAUUGUAGCCAAUCGCAUACAUCGAACAGUAUGCGUAGAUUUCCCUGUAAUGCACACGAGCAAGGAAAAAGGCGGGUUUAAGAAACAUGCUUGCCUAUUAAAAUAUAGGAUAAUGUGCACUAACACAAUCGUGAUAGAGGAAAUGAUUCAAUCACUUACUAAACAGCUGCUUGUUUGCAUUAACAAACUAGAAAACUAGAUGGAAGUAUUUUU
Messenger RNA from Macrosteles quadrilineatus (aster leafhopper), 1260 nucleotides. RefSeq names its product peptidoglycan recognition protein 1-like. The transcript is spliced from 5 exons. Gene Ontology annotation, biological process: peptidoglycan catabolic process. The record is from RefSeq and is a predicted model, not a curated record. Lineage: Eukaryota; Metazoa; Arthropoda; Insecta; Hemiptera; Cicadellidae. Gene Ontology annotation, molecular function: zinc ion binding; N-acetylmuramoyl-L-alanine amidase activity. Bases 372 to 863 code for a protein of 163 amino acids.